AUGAAAGCAUCUGAACCAUUAAAAUGCCCAAUUCAUAACAAACCUCUAGCUUAAAUCUGUAUAGAUGAAAAAUGUGAGCAAUAACCUUAUUUAUGCGUGGAUUGUCUUUAAACUCAUUAAUGUCCUCGUUAUGAUAUAUAAAAUGGAAUUGAAGAAUUUGCUAAAAAAUUGAAUGUUAAUUUAAGUUAAUUUGAAAAGAUGUCAUGUCAAUUCAAAACCUUAGAUACUGAAUAAUUUGUAUCAUUUAUAAAAAUUUAAAAGUAAAGUGUUGGUGAAAAAAUGUAAUAAAUAAAAUAAUAAUUAAUGCAAAAAUGUGAUUUUUUAGAAAAAAAACUUUAAGAAUAAUUGGAUGAAUAAGUAAUAAUUUAUAAUAAAAAUAUACAACAAUUUAAAUAACAAUUAAAAGAAACAGAAAAAUUUUCAUAACUUUAAAAAUAAUCAGAUUUAUCAAAACUCAAUUUAAUUUUAGGUGUAAAAUUACUUAAUCAUAAUGAUCCAAUAAAUGCAAUGAAAAAAUUUAAAAUUCAAUUGUAGAAUUAUACAACAUUUUUUAGUAGUGGUAAAAUUAGAUAAUUAUAAGAGUAAUUGAUUGUUUUGUAAAGUUAAACAACUCAUCCACCAACAUUCAAAAGUUAAGAAUUCUAAAAAUAUGAAUACAAUCAAUUAAUUAAUUGUUUUGAUUAAUAUUUAUAGAAUAUUGAGUUAAAUAUCAAAACAUUCAUAAGAUCAUUUCCAAUUACAGAUUUUGAUUAAAAAAAUGUUUAAAUAAAACAAAGUAAAAAAGAAUAGAAAUUAAUUGAAGAGGAAUAAUGUAUUACUAGUUUUGUAAUUGUAUAAAAUAAUUUGAUUUAUGCAUUAAAUGAUAUGACAAUAAAAUUAAGAGGUUAAUAAUUUAAUUAAGUUGAAACAAUUCAAUGUGAAACUUAGAUAAAUUGUAUAAUUGAGAUUAAUUGUGAAAUAAAAGUGGAGGCAUAAUAAAGUUUAGUGAAUAAAUCAUAAUAUUUAGAUUUUAAUAAACCUACUUAAUUAGCUUUGGGAGGAGAUGAUUUUACUUUGAUAUGGAAUUGUUCAUAAUCAAAUAUUCACUAAAUAAGAAAACUUAAACAUUAAAGAAUGAGUAAGGUUUUUUGUUUAUUAAGUUUUGAUAAUUUAUUAUUAGUUGGGGAUCUGGAUGGUCAAAUAUUAGGUUAUGAUUUAAAUAUAUAGAAUCCACUUUAUAUUGUUGAUACAUCAUCUACUAUUCUGUUUUCACUUGUUAAAUCAUCUAAAUUUGUAGUAUCAGCUUCAAAAUGCGAUUAUGAAUAAGGUGGAGUAAUAUUUUGGAAUUAUAGUAAAACUGAUUUGUAUCAAAAUAAAAGAAUAAAGAUUUAUUCAGUAUAGAAAAUGACUUAAUCAAAUGACCUCUUAUAUGUGGUUGAUAUAAAAUAUAAGAUGCAUAUUUAUGAUUGCAAAACUAUAGAACUUAUAAAAACAUUUAUUUGCAGUGAAAGUUUUGUAAAUGAGAUAGCAAUAGACAAUUAGUAAAUUUUGUAUGUUUUGAAUCAAACAGGCUUAAAAUCAAUAUCAGAUAAUAAUUAAUGGAAUCAUCAAAGUUUUGAAGACUUUCCUUGUCUCUAAUGUAGAUAAUAUUACUAAAGUAAUCGUUUAUUUAUUAGUUAAAAUUUAACUGCUUUUGUGAGACAUCUACAUUAAUGUAAACAUGAAUAAGGUGAAAAUGAUUAAUGUUCAAUGAAAACAAUAUUGUAUUUAUUGUUUUGA
Paramecium sonneborni is the source of this 1758-nucleotide messenger RNA. Lineage: Eukaryota; Ciliophora; Oligohymenophorea; Peniculida; Parameciidae. The record is from the annotation of a GenBank genome assembly.